GAGCGAGAGAGAGAGAGAGGGAAAGAGAGAGAGAGAGAGAGAGAGAGAGAGACUUCAGAGUGAUGGGAGCCGGCUGAGCAAGCAGCAGCGAGUCUUCACUCUCCGAGCUGCUAAUGACAGCAGGCAGACAGAUGUGAAGGAUGGCGUCUUGCUCAGAGAUCUGUGGGUCUGAGUACGGCGAGCAAGCCCAAGUCAACGGGAACUACCAGCAGUAUGGUGUCCGCUCCUACUUACACCAGUUUUAUGAGGAGUGCACAGCUUCCAUCUGGGAACGUGAUGAAGAUUUUCAGAUUCAGAGAUCGCCUAGCAGGUGGAGCUCUUUAUUCUGGAAGGUCUGUCUCGUGUUUGGCACUGUGAUCCUUUUUGCUGGCCUGAUUGUCAUCAUGGUGGGCUAUGCUACUCCGGCUAGGAUUGAAGCAUUUGGUGAAGAAGAUCUCCUUUUUGUGGACAGCCAGGCAGUCAGUUUCAACCAUGCACUGGAUGUUUGCAAACUGACUGGGGCUGUACUAUUCUGUGUGGGAGGCACGUCAAUGGCUGUUGGUCUCCUGCUGUCUGCUUUUGCCAAAAGCUACUCCAAAGAGGAAUUAUAUCUGCAGCAAAAGUUUAAAGAAAGGCUGGCAGAUUUGCAUUCAACAGUUGGUACACCUAUAAUGAGAGCACCAACUCCCGGGGAAGGAAAGGUGCCAGUUACACUUUCCAAAGUCCAGAACAUCCAGCCGGUAACCCCAAAAACAGAGACCUGACAACAGUCUGGCUCAAAGGAGUGUACAAAUAGUGUGUGAAUGAUGAGUAGUGGGAUACAGAUUAUUGGGGAGUGCAUAAAUGCUCCUAAAAGGUCAGCUUACGUGACCGAAAAUGUCACUUUCUUCAUUAUGUUUGACGUAUUUCAAUAUCAGGAUUAGAGGCAGAACAGACAAAACAAGUUUAAUGUGUGCCGGCUCUCAGACAUCCUUUCACAACACAUGAAGGUUGUGAGCACUACCCACGCAAAAAAAAAAAAUAAGAAGACAAACAAAGCAACCCAAGAACAAAUCAAUAGAACACAGCCCCUGAACAAGCAAACAUUUUUCUUUUAAGUGGCGUCACAUCGUGUAGAGCUCCUGCUGAGGGGGAGCAGAACAGCAGCAGGCAUUAUUGACGAUUAGCUUUCAUUUUAACAAUGGUCAUUAAACACACAAAAAUGUCAGAGCUGCACAAAAAUUCAGAAGAAGACUACCCAGGCGCUCGACUCAUUAAAUCACUGGCAUUAAACGUUUUACAUUUAAGAAAUAAGAUAUGCAGGUCUUACUGUAUGAUAGCUCAUUUACAACAGGGGUGUCAAAUUUGCAGCCCGCAGGCCUUUUGCGGCUGAUAAAUAUAUUAUAAAUAUUUCCUAGGUGAUUUGAGUUUGAGACCCUUGAAGUAGAAUCAUUGGCGCAAAUUAGACAAGCUAAACAUAACAGCACCCUUACAGUACAAUUGGAUUAGUAAGACCAGGCAACCUGAUGAAAGACAUAAUAAAUGAGACCAAACAUGCACAGCAGCACAGAUUGUCAAUAAAAAACACAGAUUUCAACAUAUCUCUCUAUAUUAAGCAAAAACAUUCAAUAAUAUUUUUAAGAAAAGUUUUUAUUUAGCAUACAUUUUGUUGCGCCUGAUUGCACACAAUUCAGGGGUUAAUCGAAACAGCUUCAGGGUUCUAGAAUAAAAGCAAUAGUCAUGGACCACCAACGCAAAAUGAAUCUCAAUCUGGUAGAAAGCAUAUGUUCCUUUGAAGAGCAGAAAAUAAAGUACACUAGUCGCAUGGUGUUCAGUUGUGUGCAUUGCUUGAAAACACACACAUACAGAUGGACAAUUGUUUGAGAUUUGAUGAACAGAUUCAGAUCAGCAGCUAAUUACAAUAAUCUGUGGCAUAAAUGUUGAAUACAUUUGUCUUCUUAAUCAUCAACAGAUUUACAGACAGAGAAAACCUUUAAAAUACGAGUGGAAAAAGAAAUUGCCUCUAUAUUAAUGCUAUUGUCAAAUAUAUAUCUGAUUUAUGACACCAAGAUACUUCUGAGGUUUGCGAAUAAAUAAAUAUGAUCAAAAAUAAUCUCACCCGAGAUCCCAGAACCAUUUUCAGAGUUAUGAGCAAGCCAGUAACGUGAUCCGUGACAUAGCGUUAAGAACUACAGAUCCCUUCUCAAUCAACAACAAUGCUAAUCAAGCAGACUUUGUAAGAGCCAACAACAAAUACUUGGAGAAAUUUUAUGAUCCAAAUCUUAUAUUUUUGAGCUCGAACACAAAAAGGAUGAGUAAUCAGUUUAAGGAGGCAAAUGCCGGACUAAUUAAGUUAAAGUUAAAGUACCAAUGACUGUCACACACAUACUAGGUGUGAUGAGAUUAUCCUCUGCAUUUGACCGAUCACUUUUUUUGAAACACUUAAGCAUCAAUAAAAUUGCUCUGCGCUAAACAUACAAACUUACCAUAAUAAAUCAAAAUAAAACAAACACGUGUUGUAAUAUUUCCACUCUCGCAUGGAUGCUGACCGACAUGACGCAUGCAUAAUCCAGUUUGGAUGAAGACCUUAUCACAUUACUCACAAAAGGUUAAUAAAGUUGCAGUAACUAGCAUCUUUUUGUGUCUUUUUCAACAUCUCGUGGACUGUUAAAGUGUCCAACCUCUCAGUUCAUGGCCACAUGUUAUCCACUACCAAGUGAGAGCUGCAUGAAACAUAAUCUUUGUCACAAACAUGCUAAAGGUUUGAGAUGAAGCAGAAGCAGCCGCCGGCUCGGUGUGUCAACAAGAGCAGCGCAAACUAGCAUUAGCUCACAGCUAUCAAUGCAUCGCUUAAAUAGGCGGUCUGGAUUGACGCUUUUAAUGACAACAUUGGUAAAUUUUCAUGUUCUGAUAUAUAAAUGGAGUGUUGUUGGCGGUUUGUGGCUGUUUUCUUGAGGGUAUAUUGGUCGCAAAAGCGGACCCUCGCUCUGUUGACUUAAUUAUUAGCUAUUUAUUCAUGAUUUUGAAUGCAAAAAAAAAAGCCAAAUGUAUGUGUUCUUGUCUUACAUCAGGAUUGUGAAUGUUAAACAGCACAUAUCUUUCCAAUUUGUGUGUAUGUCCAAUAUGACAGAUCUGAUAAUAUGGUGAGAGUGCAGAAGCAUUUCUAUCAUCACUUAUCAUUUACGGAAUUCGUCGAAUAUAUUUGGAGCUGAAUAUUAAGAAUGGCCGACUGAAUUUGCGGCAUUUUUUAAUGUUUAUACAGUAUUUUCACAUUUUUUGUGAAUUGUAAAUAACAUUGGAAAUGGUUUAAUAACUACAAUGAAAUAUAAUUUAAGUAUAUGAAGUCAACUUGUUUUCCUACUCUACUGAUACUUUAAAGUUGAAUGCCUCUAAAGACGUACAAUUUAGAAAUGACUAAGACUAUCUUGAAUUAUCUCACACACACCUAUAAAAUAUCAUACAAAGAGUCAAAUUAUACAUUGACCAUCUUUUGUUUGGCUUUAGAGUUUCCAAAUAAGUUGCUCUUAAUUAUAAGAGGUUCCACUGUAUAAUAUUGGUAGAAAAUGCAAGAACAUACAGUACGUGUUACAUGUUUUCUGUGAGUUGUUGGUAAAUACUAAAUUACGCUAUUUUUACAACAAAUUGAGCAAUACUGCUUUAAAGUAAAGAAAAACAGUGUUCUCAUUUGCUUGUUUUCAUCUUUCGCAUCACUGGUGCAGGUCCCUCCAGCAAACCUUCAUUAGCAAUGAAAAUGUCCAUGUAAGUUGACCUUUUACUAACAUUCCUGCUGCUACUUCCACCCUUUCUUUUUCACUCACUAAAGUCAAUGUUGUUUUCACACAAAACACAAAACUAAUGAUAUUAAAUAUGCCAAUGUUUAAUAUUUCAAAUGUUACCCUGUCACGCAUAAAGUGCAAUUCUACUGUUCAAGACCAUAAACUACGGGUUGUUCUAACACCUUCCCAUUGUAGUCAAAGUGUUAGCGUGUGAUCAAUAAAUGUGCUCUCUAGUAGUUCCAUGCUGUGCGUUGUGUUUGGUUUUAUCUGUUCUUUGACCAAAUCUGACUUCCACAUUUAACAUAUUUUUGCUCCUACUAUCAACAAAUAUAUUAUUCCAGGUUUAUUCUUGUAAUUUACGUAGACAUUCAGAGAGUUUCAUGAUGUACUGUAACUGUGCAUUUUCCAGUAAGGAAUUUAAAAUGCAUAAUUAACAACUGAAAUUGAGAAACGUUUACAAAUAUCCAUAAUGCAGUACAGUAUGUCUAUUUUCAAACAUAAUAAAGGUGGAAUAUUUGCUGACCAA
Messenger RNA from Nerophis ophidion (straightnose pipefish), 4260 nucleotides. RefSeq names its product neurensin 1 (gene nrsn1). The transcript is spliced from 6 exons. Gene Ontology annotation, biological process: nervous system development. The coding region runs from base 141 to 743 and encodes 200 amino acids. The record is from RefSeq and is a predicted model, not a curated record. Gene Ontology annotation, cellular component: neuronal cell body; transport vesicle; neuron projection. Lineage: Eukaryota; Metazoa; Chordata; Actinopteri; Syngnathiformes; Syngnathidae.